UGUACUGUGUAGGCGUGUAGCUCAGCAAAUUUUUCUUUUCAUUUUCCAUUCCUAAUUGGCUAAUUCCAACGUGUCUCUCUCACUCUCUCAAGCCAGACACCACUGAUUUUGUUGAGAGAUUUCCAGUUGGGUAGCUCACAUGUAGUUCCUAACCCAGCCCAAACAACAUUCGUCAGCCAUUUAUGCAAAUAACAACCCAGCCCAAUUUAAGCAAAAUUUUAGCCAAAGGAAAAUCAGAUUUUGAGAGAGAGAGAAACGCAUACAUCAGCUACAGCCACCGCAACGCCUCAUCUGGCCAAUCUGCCCAGUGGCCAACCACCUCGACGCCGGUCAGCCACCGGCCUCAAUCUGCGACUAAUAUGCCAUAUUGUUGCUCUAGUGAGAACUCAAAAGCUUAUACGUUGAUUUUCCAUUAAUAAGACUAUAAGCCUGAAAAUGAGCUUCGUUUUGAGAUUUAGACAUCAUUUACCUAAUGGGUUAUCUAGAAAUCCUGUGGUAGCACUAAAUGCCAUUAACUUCAGUGGGUUCACUCGAAGUUUUGGUCAACCUGCAAGGGUGGAAGAGGAGGAAGAAGAGGAGAUUGAUCAAAGAAGGCUCCCAACUGAUUAUGAUCCAGCUACUUUUGAUCCUACAGAGCAUCGCAGUCCACCAAGUGAGCGUGUCUUUAGGCUCGUAGAUGAAGUUUCAGGACUCACAUUGGCUGAAGCUGCUGAGCUGGGAGCCAUUAUGAUGAGAAAAAUGGGAAUGAAGGAGCCACCAACAGUGGGGGUCUUGAAACCAGGAGCAGCUGGAUUGGCUGGAAUGGCUGUUAAAUCAUCAGCAGCAGCCAAGGAGGAGAAGAAACCAGAAAAGACUGUUUUUGAAAUAAAACUGGAGUCGUAUGAAGCUUCUGCAAAGAUCAAGAUAAUCAAGGAGGUCAGAGGGUUUACCGAUUUGGGUCUCAAGGAAGCCAAAGAUUUGGUGGAGAAGACCCCUUCAGUUUUGAAAAGGGGACUUUCAAAAGAAGAAGGUGAACAAAUAAUUGAGAAGUUGAAAGCUCUGGGGGCCAAGGUUGUUUUGGAAUAAAUGGAACCAAUUUGACUUGUACGCCUCCCUAUAUGAAUUCUCUAAAUUUGUUCUUUUUGCUUUAGCUUUAGACACUAUAAUUAUAAGUUUUGCAUGCAUGUAUCAAAGUAGAAGUGGGAUGAAUCCUGUUUUAUGGAUUAAGGGUUUGGGAUAUUUUGGAUACCUCAGGAUUGAUCCAGUCCUGUCCCGUGCUAUUCAAUUAUCUGCCCCAUUUGUAGUCA
This is a messenger RNA of Quercus robur (English oak), 1286 nucleotides long. RefSeq lists its product as uncharacterized. Gene Ontology annotation, cellular component: ribosome. The coding region runs from base 436 to 1065 and encodes 209 amino acids. Gene Ontology annotation, biological process: translation. Lineage: Eukaryota; Viridiplantae; Streptophyta; Magnoliopsida; Fagales; Fagaceae. Gene Ontology annotation, molecular function: structural constituent of ribosome. The record is from RefSeq and is a predicted model, not a curated record. The transcript is spliced from 3 exons.